Molecule: messenger RNA, 3379 nt
Organism: Meleagris gallopavo (turkey)
Lineage: Eukaryota; Metazoa; Chordata; Aves; Galliformes; Phasianidae
Source: RefSeq, a predicted model, not a curated record
GCAAGCAAUGCCACCUAGCUUCCUUUUGUUUUGGACAGCAUAAGGUGACCUCCUUCAGGCAGUGCAAUAACUGUUUUCAUAUUUCUUAGUGCCAUCCAGACAGCUUCUUCCUCACUGACCACGCACAGAAUACCUCGCAGUACUUUGGGAGAUUUCUAACAUGGCAUUCCCUGUCCCUGGCUGGUACAAUUAGCAGUGGUUUCAUCUCUUCUUUGGUUGUUUGGAUUUGUUGGAUUUGUUCUGCUUUUGCUUUUCUGACUGCUGAUAGUCCCUUGUGACUGUCCCUCACACCACUAAGCUAUUUCCCAGAGCCACUGGAGGAGAGGCUGUUAUAACUGUGCCUUAAGCAGCCAUGUCAGCUAAGGUAUUUCCUUUUGCUAAUGUGUUUUUUUGAGUGUCUGCUCUGACAACUAGGCAUAGUCCAUUAGAUCUAACUGCUGCAACUUCUCACAUUCUUCAAAGACAAUAGAAAGGGUAAAUUACAGGAUGCUAACAGAGGAAUCGUGAGAUUUGGAGAGCUUAACCACAGGCAUGAAACAAUGACUUCCAGCUAGCUUUUUACAGGCAUUUCACCAUAUGCUAUAAGGACCUUCCUAUAGCAUCAGUGGCAGCAGUACAAAGAUGUAGGGGAUAGCCCUCUACAGUGCCUACACCAAAGGAAAUAUUCCCUCUGCAGAGACCCACAGUGAAGUCAAAAGGAGUUGUACAAGCUAGCUUGAAGUCAGAACAAUAAAGAAGCUCCCUGCAAAGCCAGAUGGUAUUGUAUAGAAUGGAAAUGUGCUCAGCUAAGGAAGAUAAAGCAAAAAAACAGGAGAGAAUAAAGCUUUCAGAUUCUAUGAUAGAAUAUCAAGCGAAAGACUGAAGGUGCAGUUUUGUUUUGUUUUGUUUUUUACAACAAAGUUAUUUGAGGAUAUUAGGCAAUGUGGAACUUGGCAAAAAUUGUGACAGAUCUGCUGUUUGUUACAGACAUCACAGAAAUGCAAAGGAAACAAGUGGUUUGGCAAUAGGUUGGGAAGUGAAAAUAUGGGUACAUCCCCACAUGCAACAUACUUUUGGACUGGAAAACCAGGAGUCAAAAAAUCAUUAGUAAUGCCAUGUUUUGCCAGGUUGAUAUGCUGACGUAUCCCUGCCUAUUUUCCGUAUCAUUCGGGAUAAUUUCUCUUGGGUAGAAUUGUUUUUGAUGGUUCUCCUUUGACUGAAGAGUCAUUUUGAUUUAUUUACUGUGAUAGAUGAGUCAGAGAACCAUUUGUAAGCAAAAGACACAAACCUUUGCUGAUUCUGUUGUCUCACAGAUUUCAUUCUGCUGCAGCUUUUGGCUGAGCAUUUCUGCCUGGGAUGGCGGAGGAUCAGGAGCUGACUCAGCCACACAAAGCUCAACUCGAGUCCUCCCUUCAGCAGCGCACCAGCAACACGUACCGCAGUGCGGAGCACUCUCAGGCUUUGCUCAGUGGCUUGGUAUCUCUCCGAGACAGCAGCAUCCUCUUUGAUGUAGUUCUUGUAGUGGAAGAGAAACCUAUUGAGGCUCAUCGGAUACUGCUAGCUGCAUCUUGUGACUAUUUCAGAGGAAUGUUUGCAGGAGGACUGAGAGAGAUGGAACAAGAAGAAGUUCAUAUUCAUGGCAUCUCCUACAACGCAAUGUGUAAAAUCUUGAAUUUCAUUUAUACUUCUGAGCUGGAACUCAGUGUCAACAGUGUACAGGAAACCUUAGCUGCAGCCUGUCAGCUUCAGAUUCCAGAAGUCAUUAAGUUCUGUUGUGAUUUUCUAAUGUCGUGGGUAGAUGAAGAGAACAUCCUGGAUGUAUACAAACUAGCUGACCAUUAUGACUUGAGACAUUUGAGCGAUCAGCUGGACUCCUACAUUUUGAAGAACUUUGCAGCUUUCUCAAGGACACAGGCGUACCGACAGCUACCCUUGCAGAAGGUCUACUCCCUUCUCAGUAGCAACCGUUUGGAGGUUAACUAUGAAUUUGAAGUUUAUGAUGGUGCACUUUUUUAUCAUUAUUCUCCAGAGCAACUGGAGACAGAUCAGGUCUCCCUGAUGGAGCCCCUUAAGCUACUUGAGACAGUUCGUUUUCCUCUGAUGGAACCCCAGAUCCUGCAAAGGCUUCACGACAAAUUAAGUCCAUGUCCUUUAAAAGAUACAGUUGCAGAUGCACUAAUGUACCACAAGAAUGAAUGUCUUCAGCCAAUGCUCCAGAGCUCCCAGACACAGCUGAGAUCAGAGUUCCAGUGUGUAGUGGGAUUUGGAGGGAUGCAUUCUACUCCAUCCAUUGUUCUCAGUGAUCAAGCCAAGUAUCUGAACCCCCUGUUGGGAGAGUGGAGGCAUUUUACAGCUGCACUAGCCCCCAGAAUGUCCAACCAGGGGAUUGCUGUUCUCAAUAAUUUUGUAUAUUUAAUUGGCGGAGACAACAAUGUAAGUGGUUUUCGAGCAGAGUCAAGGUGUUGGAGGUAUGACCCACGACACAACAAAUGGUUCCAGAUCCAGUCCCUACAGCAAGAGCAUGCUGACCUCAGUGUUUGUGUUGUGGACAAUUAUAUAUAUGCCGUCGCAGGCCGAGAUUACCAUGAAGACCUGAGAGAAGUGGAGAGGUAUGACCCUAAAAGCAACACUUGGGAAUAUGUGACACCUCUGAAGAAGGAGGUAUAUGCACACGCUGGAGCAGCACUGGAUGGGAAGAUGUAUAUUACCUGUGGGAGGAGAGGAGAAGAUUAUUUGAAGGAGCUGCAGUGUUAUGAUCCAAAGACUGACCGCUGGGAAGUUUUAGCAGAUGGUCCAGAGAGACGUGCUUGGCAUGGGAUGGCUGCACUGCUGGGAAAGCUCUAUGUAAUUGGAGGAAGCAACAAUGAUUCUGGAUACAGAAGGGAUGUUCACCAGGUGAGAGCAUAUCAUAUCUAUGUCUUAGAAGAGUCUGUUUCUUACAGAUGCUUGCACACUGAUGUCUUUCUCCUCUUAAGUACACAAGUAAAACUCUCUAGCAUCAGCUCUCUUCCACUUAAUUGCAGAACUUGCCAUGAUUUAUUUGCUGCUGUCUUGAACGCAUUGUCUAAGCAUUAAAGCUGUAGCAUUUGAGAUUCAUGUAAAUUUUAAAGUAUUUUUGCUGAAUGACAUUCACUCCCAUGCAUAUAGCCCAUAAGUAGCACAUCAGCUGAGUUUCCUUUAAUUGCAUUUUUUCCUAAGUUAAGAACUUUGGAAUCAGCAAUGUACAAUUGCAGGACAGGGUUUGUUAAGGAUACGUUUGGAAAGCACAAUCAAUGGAUUGGAUGGAAUUGUCUAAUGCAAUAAAAUGUACAGUACCUGAUGGGCAGUGAUGACUGGAGAAUUUUCUUGUGUCUCAUUCUGACUCCUAUAACUGCUAAAGACGUGACAAAAGGCCAAAAAA